AUGCGUGCGAUGCCCAUCUUGAACGGCGAAUCCUGCUCAAUUUCCACAGACGUAAGCGCUCAGCUAGGGUUCGAGACUUCUACUAAACCUUUUCAAAAGAAUUUGAUGUCUUUUACCAAUGACAAAGUCAUCGACCAGUCGCUGCCGUCGGCCACACCAGCACUUUUUACAGGCAGCGGGUCGAUGACUGGUUCAGCGACUCCAGUGACUUCAUCUCACCGAGAUGGGCUCUUUGGGCAGCAUUUGAUGGUUGAUGAGGACGAUGGGGGAGGAAUGGAUACGUCCGUUGCGGGUUUGGACGAAAUGGCAGUGGGAACAGGUCCCAGAAACUCAAUUCAUAAGGGAAAUAACGGUUUGCAUAGCACUGCCAAUGGACUAACAGCAAGGUCUGUGCAUGGCACUAACGACAAUGGAUCGGUUUCAAUACCUGUGACCCUGGGAAGUUUGGAAAUAAGCGGUGGUAGCGGUGGUAGCGGUGUAGCUGCAGCUGCAGCUGCACCCAACGAUGGCAGUGGUAAAGUUGUGAAAAGAAAAUAUUCUCGUAACGGGUGUACGGAAUGUAAAAGACGGAGGAUGAAGUGUGACGAGGGCAAGCCCACUUGCUGGCAAUGUGCGAGGCUGAACAGAAAAUGUGUGUACGAACUGCGAACCAAGAACCGGAAGCGCAAAACAAAGAAUGAGGAGGCAGCGACAGAUUUUGCCAUGCCUGAUUCCAAAACAGAACACACAGAUGCAGACAUGACCGGUGACUUCUUAAUGACAAACAACUCCGGGGCCACGAAUCUCCCAGAUUUGAUGCCCACGCAAAACGUGGAUUCCUUCGACGCAAACCUGCUAAUUCGAAAUCUCAACGACAUCGUCAAUAUGAAGCUUAACGACUCUUUCAUUUACGACGAUUUCAAAACCACAGAUUUUUCUGACCUCGAUAUCCCAGAGCUCAACAUAAUGCCCACAGAAAGACCCCGUCCAGCAGUCCCCAUCUCCUUCCUUGUCGACAGUAUCAUGACUUUUAACAUGACGCUCAGCUCUUUCAAAUUGGGAGGCACCAACGACAAGUAUCUAGAGGUUUUCUUCUACGAUUGCUUAGACUCCAUAGCACCUUUUUUCCAAAACCAGGAAAAUCCUUUGCGAGACAUUUUACUAUCUUUUGCCAAAGGCGAGCCCUACUUGCUGUCUUCGAUACUGGCAGUGGGCGCAUCGAUUUCGCAUCGAAAAACCGACGAUGUGGAAGACGAAAGAAGCUACUGUGCAUAUCUAUCCCAUUGUCUUGGACUUCUCACCGAGCAGUUCAAGGAUGAGAGCAACGUCUACAACAAGAUUGAACCCAUCAUCCUCACGGUCCUCAUGUUAACAUGGGACUGUAUUUACACCAUGAACAGUCAAUGGAGAUCUCACUUGAAAGGUGUUACCGAACUGUUCAAAAAGAUCAAUUCCGGGAAAUCUUCAAAAGUUUUGAAUGUUGCAAAAUGCUGGUUCAAGGUCAUUGAGACGUUUGCAAGUAUCAGCACGGUACUGGGUGGUGCAGUCAUAGAUGAGAGUGACCUCGAUGUCAUCUUUGAUCCAUACGAUUUCCAGUAUCUUGACUCAUUAAAGUUCCUGAACAUAAUCACACCUCUAAAUGACUUCAAUCUCUUGCGGGGGCACAAGGAGGAUUUUGAUCUAGUCAUCAGGGAGGUGUUCAAGGCUCUAAAUGCUAUUCGGCACUCAGAAAAGAAGUACUUUUCAGAGCAAGAAGGAAUUUUUGAUAAAAAUUUGGACUACUUGUUGUGGUCAAACCCGAACACAGAAACGUUCAAGGAGCAGUUGUCGUAUUUCAAAAUUCAAAAGAUUUUGGUUGAGAUCGAUCGGCAGUCAGAUUACAUUUUCAUAGACAAGACAGGAAUCAUACCUUCCAGCAAUCAGUCGCAUCCGAACAACAGCAAAAUACUGGACAAUGCCAUUGAUCUUGUAACCCUGCGCAACGGCGAACAAAUAGCCAUCAGUUGGUAUGACAUCUCGCAUCAAACACAAGUUCUAUCGUUCCUCCUCAUUGUUCUGCUCAAAUUACUUGGAAUUCCAAAAGAGUCUAUCGCCAUUCAACAGGUGGUACAGAAAAUUACCAGUUUUUUCGGAUUUUUGGAGAGCGAAAAUCCUCCGCGCAACUUGCGAACCUGUUAUUGCAACUUUGCCAUCUUACUUGCAGGUCUCAAUGCCAUUGACGAAGAGACCAGAAAUGUCAUCCGUAGGUACUACAAGAUUAAUGGUGGCCGUUUUCAGAGACUAACAGAACACAACCUGCAGAGAUUGGAAAAGGUAUGGUACGGAACAAAGAAAGGAUACAAGCUAGAGGAUCAGGACGUUUUGACUUGGUAA
Molecule: messenger RNA, 2352 nt
Organism: Lachancea sp. 'fantastica'
Lineage: Eukaryota; Fungi; Ascomycota; Saccharomycetes; Saccharomycetales; Saccharomycetaceae
Source: the annotation of a GenBank genome assembly